This is a messenger RNA of Meloidogyne enterolobii, 915 nucleotides long. The record is from the annotation of a GenBank genome assembly. Lineage: Eukaryota; Metazoa; Nematoda; Chromadorea; Rhabditida; Meloidogynidae.
AUGUAUCGAGGUUUUUGGGUAUCCUAUAAUUAUGUCCGACUAUAUUCUAAUUUUUUUCCUAGGAUCUUCUUUAUGGACACAAUUAAUUUUUCGUUUUGGCCUAAUGAAGAAAUUAACCAUUGGGAGAUUACCCAUAAUGGAACAACUCAGAGUGGCUAUUUUGGUGUUUGUGUGGCAAUUAACCGCGCCCUUGAAAAUGGAAUUCCGCUCACUUCUGCAGAUUAUAUGGCUAAUAUUGAUGAGAAAAUUGUGAAGGGAAUUUUUCAAGGAGAUAGAGAUGUUUCAAUUCCCCUUUUAAAUAAAAGAAUUGAAAUGAUUCGAGAAAAUGGGAAAAUACUUAAUGAGAAAUUUGGAGGCUCUUUUUACAAUUGUCUUUUAAAAUGUUCAAAUAGUGCUUUAAAUUUACUUCAAUUAAUAAUUGAGAAUUUUCCCAAUUUUCGAGAUUUUGCUGAAUAUCGUGGACGUAAAGUUUCUUUCCUUAAACGAGCUCAAAUUUUGGUUGCCGAUGUUUACUCUUGUUUACAUGGGAAGGAUUCUAAUGCAAAUUUUAACGAUAUAAAUAAAUUAACAAUGUUUGCGGAUUAUAGAGUACCCCAAGCACUUGCUUAUUUAAAUGUUUUGGAAUAUGGAAAUGGUCUUUUGGAAAAUUUAAAAAAUAAUAAAUUGUUAAAAUGUGGAGGGGAAGAGGAAGUACAAAUUAGAGGGUUUUCUAUUGAGGCGUGUGAGCUUAUUCUCAACGAGAUUAAAAAUAUUUGUGAAACUAGAAAAAAUUCAAUAAAUCCAGAAACAUUCGAAAAAUUAAAUAAUUUUACUUGUGUGGAUGUUGAUGUUUGGUUAUGGUUGUGGAGAAGGGCAAAUGCUCAAAAAAUUGAAGAAAGCGUUCCGUUCCACAAAUGUCGCUCAAUUUUUUAUUAA